GGAUCGGAUCGAAGCGGACAUUCUGCAGUCAGUGUCGGAGGGCUCUGCCGGUGUGGAUGGUAUCGAGUUGGACGGACUUUUUCACCGGGUUAUUCUGCAGCGUCGCCGGGAUGGAGUUAUGAUGGGAUGGAUGUGAAUAUGGGCCGAUGGGAAGGCAUGCGAGCCCCUCUUCUCCACCUGGCCUUGCUGCUGCUGUUGCUAUUCUUAAAGUCACCACACUGCUGUGGUCAGAAUACCCAUGGGGCCCCUCAGGAUGGAUCUCACUUCAGCUUCACUCAGCCUGUCUACCAUGCCACAAUUUAUGAAAACUCAGCAGCGCGCACCUAUGCCAACAGUAAAAUUAAAAUGGGCAUCCACCUUGCCCAGCACUUCUGGGAGAUCCGCUACAGAAUCACCUCAGGCGAUGAUGAAGGUUUCUUCAAGGCAGAGGAGUAUGUGCUUGGAGACUUCUGUUUCUUACGCAUAAGGACUAAAGGCGGUAAUGCAGCCAUCUUGAACCGAGAGAUCCAGGAUAAUUAUGUAUUGACAGUGAAAGCUUCAGUCAAGGGAGAGGCUCUUCUUGAGACCUGGACUAAAGUCAGUAUACAGGUUUUGGAUAUGAAUGACCUCCGGCCCUUGUUCUCUCCCACCACAUACUCCGUCACCAUAGCAGAGAGCACCCCUCUCAGGACUAGCAUAGCACAAGUUACUGCCACAGAUGCAGAUAUUGGUUCCAAUGGAGAGUUUUACUAUUUUUUCAAGGAAAAAAUUGAACUGUUUGCUGUACACCCAACUAGUGGAGUGGUUACUCUCAGUGGAAAGCUUAAUGUUGAUGAGCAGAACCGGUAUGACUUAGAAAUUCUGGCAGUGGACCGUGGCAUGAAGCUUUAUGGAAAUAAUGGUAUCAGCAGCACAGCCAAACUUUUUGUCCAUGUAGAGCGUAUGAAUGAGCAUGCCCCAAUCAUGAAUAUCCUCACCCACAGCCCCUCAUGGCUGGAUAAAAACCUUGUGUAUGCAAUGGUUACUGUUGAGGACUUAGAUGAAGGCUUAAAUGGAGAAAUAGAUUCUGUGGUCAUUGUGCAUGGAGACCCCUCAGAGCAGUUUUUUGUCGAAAGAACUAGCGAAGGUGAGUUUGCCAUUAAAGCCUUGGAGUCAGUUAAUCAGAAUUACCCUUAUGGCUGUAACCUUACCUUGCAGGCUAAAGACAGGGGCACCCCACAGAAGUUCUCUGCUGUUAAAGUCAUCCACAUCAAGGUUGAUAAACGUCAGACGUCGGAUGCUAAAUUCAUGCAAGAGUUGUAUGAUGUCAGCUUAAAUGAAAUUUCACCACCAGGUACACUUGUAGUGGCUGUUAAAAUCACACCAGAGCCUGAUGAUGCGGAAUAUAUUCUAACUCCUUCUGCAGAUUCAUCUUUUUUUCAAAUGAAUACCCUAACAGGUGUAAUUUCUACCACUCGCUGGUUCACUCAGGUGUUCCAGGAUGUCUUUAAUCUUGAAGUAUUGGAAAUAGAUAGCAAUCUCAAAGUUAAAGUGAGGGUAACCAUUGAGGAUGCCAAUGAUCACACACCAACAUUUGUUCAGUCCUCUUAUGAGGUAUUUGUUAAUGAAAGUGUACCAAUUGCAACCAGUGUAUUAACAGUUUCUGCAAUUGAUGAAGAUAAAGGUGAAAAUGGAUACAUAACUUACAGCAUUUCCAGUCUUCAGCCAUUUCCCUUUCAAAUCAAUCAAUUUUCUGGUGUUAUCAGCACCAUUGAAGAGCUGGAUUUUGAAUCCUCAUCAGAAAGCUUUACAUUUGUAGUCAGAGCAUCUGACUGGGGCUCUCCUUACAGACGAGAAAGUGAAGUAAAUGUAACAAUCCAUCUGGAAAAUGUAAACGAUAAUCAGCCAUUGUUUGAGAAGGUAGCAUGCCAGGGGAUUAUUCCUGAGGAUUUUCCAGUAGAUGAAGUGAUUACUACAAUGUCUGCAAUUGAUAUAGAUGAAUUAGAGCUAGUGAAAUAUAAGAUCAUUUCAGGAAAUGAGCAGGGGUACUUUGACCUUAACCCAGAUUCAGGGGUCCUUGCACUGCAUCAUUCCCUUGCAACAGCCAAUCCAAAGAAUGGUAUCUUUAAUUUAAAAAUAACUGCCACAGAUGGUGAGAGCUUUUCUGAUCCUAUGUUUGUUAAUAUCUCGGUUGUUCAUGGGAAGUCUUCCAAACGCUUCACUUGUAAAGAAACAAAAGUGGCCCAAAAAUUAGCUGAAAAGUUAUUAAAAAAAUCCAAAGCUAGCAAUAAACCUAAAAUUGAUGGAGGUUUUAUUGACCUUUUUUCUGUGAAUCGGCAAACACCCCAGUUUGACAAAACGUUCCCCACAGAUAUUGCUGUGCGAGAAGAUCUUCCGGUAGGCUCAAGUGUUUUCAAAGUGAAUGCCUAUGAUGGGGACACAGGUUUCAAUGGUCAAAUUCUAUACUCUAUAUCAGAUGGAAAUAUUGACAACUGUUUUACCAUUGACAUACAGACUGGACUUAUCAGUGUGUUCCUACCCAUGGACAGAGAAAAGAGAGAUCGCUAUCUCCUCAACAUAACUCUCUAUGACCUUGGCCUUCCACAGAACAGUGCCUGGCGGUUGCUUACUGUCUAUAUAGAAGAUGCAAAUGAUAAUGCACCCCAGUUUUUGCAAGAAGGAGGCUUUAGAAUUGUCAUACCUGAAAACACUGCGAUAGGUACAGACGUCAUCCAGGUUGAGGCCACUGACAAAGAUCUUGGACCUAAUGGGGAGAUUGUAUACUCUCUUUUGACAAGCACCACUCAGUUUGGUAUCAACUCCACUAAUGGGAUAUUGUAUGUUGCUGGCCAACUAGAUAGGGAGUAUGUCUCUACUUUUAACCUGAAAAUUGAAGCUCGGGACAAAGCGGAAAAAGGGAGCCAGAGGUUUUCUGUGACCACAUUAAAAGUCAUUUUGGAGGAUGUAAAUGACUGUCCCCCACUAUUUAUCCCUACUGUGUACAGAGCCAGGGUUCUGGAGGAUCUCCCGGUAGGAACAGUUGUAGCCUGGUUAGAAACUCUGGAUCCAGAUUUGGGGUUGGGAGGCCAAGUCCGGUAUUCCCUAGCCAAUGACUACAAUGGAUGGUUUGAGAUAGACAGGACAAAUGGAGCUAUUCGACUCACAAAGGAGUUGGACUAUGAGACACAGCAGUUCUACAACCUUACUGUGAAGGCCAAAGACAAAGGACGGCCUGUUUCUCUUCUUUCUGUAACCUUCGUGGAGGUGGAGGUUGUAGAUGUGAAUGAAAACCUUUUUGCUCCAUACUUUUCUGAUUUUGCUUUGACUGGAUUAGUAAAAGAAAAUGCCCGGAUAGGAACCACUCUACUCCAGGUCACAGCUAAUGAUGACGAUGCUGGCAGAGAUGGAGAAAUUCAGUACUCCAUUCGAGAUGGAAGUGGGCUUGGACGAUUUGCCAUAGAUGAAGAGACAGGUGUGAUCUACACCACUGAUAUGUUGGAUCGAGAGAGCAAGGACUCCUAUUGGCUAACAGUUUAUGCCAGUGACCACGGUGUGGUUCCCCAGUUCACCAGUAUUGAUAUAUUCAUCCAGGUGGAGGAUGUUAAUGACAACGCCCCGCUGACAUCCGAACCGCUGUACCGAACCUCAGUGCCUGAGAAUUCUCCACGGGAUGUUUCUGUGAUCCAGAUCCAGGCCCAAGAUCCUGAUGCCACACCUCCCACUAUGGCUGAUAGGCUCAACUACCGCAUUGUUAGUGGAAACCCACAGAAUUUCUUCACCAUCAAUGCCCGCACCGGUCUGAUCACCACAACCUCCCGGAAACUGGACCGCGAACAACAAACAGAACACAUUUUAGAGGUGUUGGUGACAGAUGGUGGUCCUAGUCCCAAGCAAAGUACUGUUUGGGUGAUAGUUCAGGUCUUGGAUGAAAACGACAACAAGCCCAUAUUUCCUGAGAAGGUCUACCAGGUCAAACUUCCAGAGAGAGAGCGUAGAAAGAAGGGAGAACCGAUCUAUCGGGUGUUCGCCUACGACCGUGAUGAUGGGCCCAACAGCGACCUGUCCUACAGCAUUGUGGAUGGCAAUGAGGAUGGGAAGUUCUUCAUUGACCCCAAGACAGCAGUGGUAUCAUCACGCAAAGCCUUCACAGCUGGGAGCUACGACAUCCUAACUAUCAAAGCAACAGACAAUGGGCGCCCUCAGAAAUCCUCAACGGCCCGCCUACAUAUUGAGUGGAUCCGCCGACCACCCGCCUCCACUGCACCACUGAUAUUUGAUGAACCAUUCUACAAUUUCACUGUCAUGGAGAACGACAAGGUGGCUGAGAUUGUGGGUGUGGUAUCCCUGCAGCAAAGCUCCACCAAUUUGUGGUUUGACAUCACAGGUGGGAACAGUGACAGUGUUUUUGAUGUAGAGAAGAUUGUGGGCACCAUCAUCAUUGCCAAACCUCUUGAUGCUGAACAGUGCUCCUUCUACAACAUGACAGUACAGGCCACAGAUGGCACCAACACUGCAUAUACACAGAUUCACAUUACUGUUAUGGACAACAAUGACAAUGCUCCCAUCUUCUUCCAACCAACCUAUGAUGUUAGUUCUGAAGAUACACCACCUGACACUGAAGUGGUCCAGGUUCUGGCAUCUGACCGUGAUGAGCAUCAUUGGUUGACCUACUCUCUGCAGAGCGCCAUAGACCCAAACAGCAUGCGUCUUUUCCGCAUACAUCCCACCCAGGGCACCAUCUACACUACUCAGAGGCUUGACCAUGAGGCUUGUGCACGGCACAUUCUCACUGUCAUUGUGAAGGAUCAGGAGUUCCCAUACAGAAAAGAUCUGGCCCGUGUAUUAUUAGAAGUGGAAGAUGUAAAUGACCACGUGCCCAUUUUUACCAGUGCUCUGUAUGAAGGCUCAGUCUAUGAGUCAGCAGCAGUGGGAUCAGCUGUAGUCCAGGUUACUGCCCUAGACAAAGACAAAGGGGAGAAUGCAGAGCUACACUACUCUAUUGAAGCAGGGAACAGUGGAAAUGCAUUUCAUAUUGAGCCAGUUUUGGGUCUCAUCACUGUUGCACAUGACCUGGACUUAUCCAGCAUAGGUCAUUAUGUUCUCACCAUCAGAGUAACUGACAAUGGCUCCCCUCCACUUUCCACAACCACAGUAGUGCGGAUUGCUGUCACUCUAUCUGAUAAUGCUGGCCCAAAGUUCCCUCAGCCUGAGUACCAGACUGAGAUCAUGGAAAAUGCAAUGGUUGGGACCUCUGUCACUACAGUCAGUGCUGUCAGCCAGUCUACCCUCACUUAUGACAUCAAACAGGGCAACACAGACCACGUUUUUCAGAUAAAUCAAUAUAGUGGAGUGAUUACUACUCAAAAGUCUUUAGACUAUGAGACUACAGCAUCUUACACACUGAUAGUCCAGGCUGUUAACAUGGCUGGCAUGGCCUCCAAUGCUACUCUGUUAAUCCAGGUAGUGGAUGAGAAUGACAACCAACCGGUGUUCCAGGAGCUUCACUAUCAUGGCAGUAUUAGUGAGGCAGCGCCAUUUAACAGUGUAGUCUUAAACUCAGAUGGUUCCCCACUAGUAAUAAAAGCCACUGAUGCUGACCGUAACCAAAAUGCACUGUUGAUAUACCAGAUUGUGGAGGACUCUGCAAAAAUGUUCUUCACCAUGGACUCAGGAACUGGCUCCAUCAGAACCAUUGCUAAUUUAGACCAUGAGACCUUUACUACCUUCCACUUCCAUGUACAUGUGAGAGACACUGGAAGACCACAGUUGACAGCAGACAGUCCAACAGAGGUCACAAUACAAGUGAUUGACACAAAUGAUUCCCCACCUCGCUUCAACCAGAAUGCUUAUGAAACAGUCCUGCUCCUCCCCACAUAUGUUGGAGUUGAAGCUCUGCAGGUUUCAGCCACAGACCCUGACAAAGAUAUCCCCACAGAGCUCACAUACUCUCUGACUGCUGGAGUACUGGAGCACUUUGCCAUCAAACCUUCAAGUGGGAUUAUCAUAGUUAAAAACAAUAACUUCUCCAAAGAGCGUUUCUCCUUCAGCGUCAAAGUUUCAGAUGGUAAAUUCUCCAGCAUGGCUUUGGUGACUAUACUUGUCAGAGAAGCUCUAGACUCUGGUCUCAGCUUCACCCAAAGUAUUUACUCUUCAUCUAUUAAAGAGAAUAUAUUGAAUAUCACCAAGGUAGCUGUGGUCAAUGCUAUUGGAAAUCGUCUAAAUGAACCACUAAAGUACAACUUGUUGAAUGCUGGUACACAUUUCAAAAUUCGCCCAACAUCUGGAGUCAUUGAGACAACAGGUUUAGCCUUUGACCGUGAAGAGCAAGAGUUCUAUGAACUGGUGGUUGAGGCCAAAAGGGAGCACGACCCUCUGCAUGUGGCUAGAGUUGUGGUUAGAGUCCAAGUUGAGGACAUAAAUGAUAAUGCCCCUGUGUUUGUUGGACUUCCUUAUUAUGCAGCUGUUCAAGUAGAAGCCGAACCAGGAUCACCCAUUUUCAGGGUCAUGGCGAUAGAUGGUGACAAAGGAAUUAAUGGAGAAGUGUCUUACUAUCUCAAGGAUGACCAUGGUCACUUUGAAAUCAACAGGCAGACAGGUAGUCUCAGCCUCAAGAAGUCUUUUGAGUCUGAUUUGUCCAAUGUGGAAUACCGAAUGGUGAUAUAUGCCAGAGAUGGUGGUUAUCCACCCCUCUCAUCUACAAUAGAGUUCUCCAUCACUGUAGUCAACAAAGCCAUGCCUGUUUUUGCUAAAUCAUUUUAUUCUGUUGCUGUGAAUGAGGAUGUGGCUGUGCACACACCUAUUCUUGGCAUCAAUGCAACUAGUCCUGAAGGUCAAAGCAUCAUCUACACAAUUGUUGAUGGAGAUCCUUCUCUACAGUUUGACAUUGGUUUUGAUACUGGAGUCAUAAGUGUCAUCCACUCUUUGGACUUUGAAGCAACAUCAUCUUACCACCUGACUGUUAGAGCCACUGACUAUCUGACUGGUGCCCAUGCUGAGGUUGAUGUGGAUGUGUUUGUCCAGGAUGUUAACGAUAACCCACCAGUCUUCCAGAAAAUGACCUACAGGGUAGUUCUUUCAGAAACAGCCAUGAUCGGAACGCCAGCACUUCAAGUUAUUGCCACAGACAAAGACUCUGAGAAAAACAAUGUUGUCCGCUAUCAGAUCUUCUCAGAUGUAUAUAAUAGUACAGACUACUUUCAUAUUGACAGUAGCAGUGGAUUAAUCCUGACAGCACGAAUGCUAGACCACGAACUGCUCCAAAAGUAUGACUUUAUUGUCAGGGCCACUGAUAAUGGUUUCCCACCACUGAGUAGUGAAGUGUCAGUGACAGUCAUGUUAAAUGACAUGAAUGACAAUCCUCCAGUUUUCAACCAGCUGCUCUAUGAGGCAUAUGUGAAUGAGUUAGCACCAAGGGGUCACUUUAUAACCUGUGUCCAGGCAUCAGAUGCAGACAACUCUGAUUUUGACAAACUGGAGUACAAUUUAUCAGGAAAUGAAAGAAGGAAUUUUGCAAUGGACAAAAAGACAGGAAUAAUCACACUGUCCAGCCACCGUAAGCAAAGAAUGGAGCCUGCCUACACUCUCAAUGUUUCAGUGUCUGAUGGGGUAUUCACCAGCACUGCGCAGGUUCAUGUAAAAGUAUGGGGGGCAAACCUGCACAGUCCAGUGUUUGGACAGAAUAUGUAUGAGGGGGAGUUAAGAGAGAAUGCUGCUGUGGGAACCAAAGUUAUACAGGUCAAGGCAACAGAUGCAGACCCGGGAGAGUUUGGGCUCAUAACUUAUUCCUUUGUGAAUGAUGUGGGCAAAGACAAGUUUAGCAUUGAUGCAAAUGGUCAGAUCUGCACAACAGAAAAGCUUGAUCGUGAGGAUCCAGCUAACAAAGAUAUCAUUCUCACAGUUGCAGCCCAGGAUUUAGGUGGACGUGUCUCUUACUGUACAGUACAAGUUACUCUGCUGGAUGACAAUGAUAAUGCACCUCGUUUCCAUGCCACAGAGUACCGAGCUUCAGUGAAAUCUGAUGUGGCUCAAGGUUUUUUGGUGACACAGAUUCAGGCCCAUGAUCCUGAUCAUGGCAUUAAUGCCAAAGUGACAUAUUCACUUUAUAGUGAGGCACAUGUACCAGUGGUAGACAUUUUGGAGAUAGACCCAGACAAUGGUUGGAUGGUGACUAAAGGCAGUUUCAGUCACUUGAGGAACUCUGUAUUAUCUUUUUUUGUAAAGGCUGUUGAUGGAGGAAAUCCAGUCAGACACUCUCUAGUGUCCGUCUACAUCCAUGUUCUCUCUCCAGAGGCUUUUAUUCCAUCCUUUAGCCAACAUCAUUAUUUAUUUAGCAUGCCAGAGAACACUCCUAUAGGUUCAGUCAUAGGAACAGUGCACCUCAACACUCCUUUUGAAUUUACCUCGCUCUCUUGUACCUUUGCCCUGGUUAAUGGAGAAACUGGCGAAAACAACCAAGAUAGGGUGUUUGUGGUGGAAAAGCAUACUGGAGUGAUCAAACUUGAUAAGCCCUUGGACCAUGAGGUUAUUAGAGAAUACUACUUCAAAGUCAUUGCCACAGUACAACAAGCUAAGCUGGAUUCAGUGAGUUCUAUUGAAGUGGAAGUCAAAGUACUGGAUUUGAAUGACAACAAACCAGUCUUUGAGGCCAACUCAUAUGAGGCCACAGUAAUGGAAGGAAUGUCAGUUGGAACCAAAAUCAUUCAAGUUAAAGCAACAGACCCAGAUUCUGGAGCAAAUGGCCAGGUAACAUAUAGACUUGGUUCAUUAAUCCAGUCAAAGUGGGAUUCAGACACACUGGUCAGCACAUUUAGCAUUGACAGCAACACUGGUUGGAUCACUACACGCAAAGACCUGGACCAUGAAACCAGCCCAUCCUACACUUUUACAGUAGUGGCCUCAGAUCUUGGGGAGGCCCUGUCUCUUUCCAGUACUGUCACUGUCACAGUGGCAGUGUCAGACAUCAACGACAACCCUCCCAGAUUCAUGGAGACCUACUACUUUGGUUCUGUUCAGGAGAGUGACCCACCAGGCGAGGUUGUGGCUGUGCUGAACACUAGAGAUGAUGACAGCUCUCCCUUCAACCGACAAGUCAGCUAUCACAUCACUGGUGGGAACUAUCGUGGUGUAUUUGCCCUGGGUUUGGUCCAGGGUGAGUGGAAGAUGUAUGUGAAGGGCCCAUUGGACAGGGAAGAAUGUAACCUCUACAACAUCAACAUCACUGCUAGCGAUGGACUCUUCGUUUCCCAGGCAAUGGUGGAGGUGAUAGUAAUAGACACCAAUGACAACAGCCCCAUCUGUGACAAGGCUGUCUAUUCUGCCUACAUUCCAGAGGACCUCCCAGUAAAUAGUGUGUUGCUGAGGGUUGGAGCUACAGAUGCUGAUAUGGGUAUCAGUGCUUGGAUACAGUACUCCCUACAUGGUCCUGGAUCCCAGGACUUCAGCAUUGACCCAGACAGUGGUGAGAUUAAGUCAUCUGUGCCACUGGACCGUGAGAUGACACCCAGUUAUCGUCUGGUUGCCCAGGCUACUGAUGGUGGUGGGCGGUGGUGCCAUGCUGUGGUGUAUCUGACAAUAACUGAUGUGAAUGACAAUCCACCUAUUUUCACCCAGUCUCAGUACACCACCAGCGUCUACGAAGACACAGUCACCAAAGCCCUGCUUACCCGUAUCCAGGCCAUAGACCCUGAUGAAGCAGGUCCAGGACGUAUGGUGGUCUACUCGCUGGCUGACUCUGCAGGAGGAUUUUUCUCCAUCGACAAAUACUCAGGCAUCGUGGUCCUGGAACGAGUUCUCGACCGUGAAAUCCAGCCAUUUUAUCAGAUAACGGUUUGUGCAUCGGAUCAGGGCUCACCACAGCCCCUCUACUCAUUGGUCAAUGCCACAAUCACUGUGUUGGACGUCAAUGACAAUCCACCUGUGUUUGAGCGGCGUGAUCAGCUGGCAUCUGUGCCAGAGGAUGUAGGAGUAGGUACUGAGGUUCUGAGAGUUUAUGCUGCCAGUAAGGACAUCGGGACCAAUGCCGAAAUCACUUACAGUAUCCGAUCAGGGAAUGAGCAUGGGAAGUUCCACAUUCAUCCACUGACUGGUGCCAUUUUAGUUGCCCAGCCUCUGGACUACGAGACCUGCAGGGACUACUUCCUGACAGUAGAGGCUCGUGAUGGUGGCACACCCCCUUUGAGUGCCAUUACUACAGUGAACAUAGACCUAACAGAUGUAAAUGACAAUGCACCCGUGUUUAGCCGCAACAUCUACACUGCAGUGGUGUCAGAGGAUGCCGCUGUUGGCGAGUCUGUUGUUCAGCUGGAAGCAGAUGAUAUGGACAGUCAGAUGAAUGGAGCCAUCCUUUAUUCCAUUGUCAGUGGAGACAGAGAGAACCAGUUCUUCAUUGACCCACUCAGUGGAGUCAUCAAAGUCAACAAACAACUGGACCGUGAGACAGUUCCCAGCUACUCACUGGUCAUAAGAGCUCUAGAUAGUGGAGCCCCUCCCAUGUCCUCCACUGUGAUGGUAAACAUAGACAUCUCUGACAUCAAUGAUAAUCCACCCACCUUUUCACCAGCCAACCUCUCUGCUGUCAUACAGGAGAACAAGCCAAUUGGUACCAAUAUCUUGCAGUUGUCAGUCAUUGAUCAGGAUUCCUCCCACAAUGGCCAACCCUUCGACUUCCGUAUCCUAUCAGGAAAUGAGGGGAGGGAGUUUGUGUUGGAAAAAGAUGGGACACUGGUGGCCAAUCAAGUAUUCAGAAGAGACCUGGCACCAGAAUAUGUAAUUCAGAUACAGGUGACAGACUCUGGGAAGCCUCCUCUGUCCUCCUCCUCCAUGCUCACAAUCAGGGUGAUUGAGGAGAGCCUCCAUCGGCCAGUGGCAUUACCACUAGACGUUCAUAUUAUUACUAUGGAGGAUGAGUUUCCUGGUGGUGUGAUUGGGCAGCUGCAUGCUACUGAUGCUGACCCUUAUGAUGUGUUGACCUUUGGUCAUGCUCCUUCAGCUCAGCGUAGUCUCUUUAAGAUUAGCCCUCAUGAUGGAAAGAUCAUUGCCCUGGGUGGCUUAGAUGCAGGAAGGUACUUUCUCAAUGCCAGUGUCAGUGAUGGUCGCUUCGCUGUGCCUGUACCUGUAAGCGUGCAUGUGGAGCAGGCAACACCUGAGAUGUUGCGUGAAGCAGUGACAGUGCGUUUUGAAAGUGUGAUGCCACAAGACUUUGUAGCAUUGUACCUGAAAAGUGUGUUGAAAGUGCUCCAGCAGGCUUCUGCUUCUCAACAGCAGGACUCACUGCACUUGCUAAGUCUGCAGCCAGUUGGAGGGACACAACAGCUGGAUAUGCUCAUCACUGUGGAAACAGCAGGGGGCGGAUACUACAAGGCAGCAUACCUCACUCAGAAACUAAGCACAUCACGGCGGAAGCUGGAGGAGGUGCUCCGAGUGUCAGCUAUCUUAGAUAAGAACUGUUCUGGAUUAGAGUGUCGUGGGGCUCAGUGUGAACAGAGCAUUAUAUUGGAUUCACACAACCUGGCCACAUACAGUACCCCACGAGUCAGCUUUGUCUCACCUCGCUUCCACCGGACCUCACGCUGUACAUGCAGUGAUGACAGUUGUUCUGUCCUGUCAGAACAAUGUGAGGACCAACCCUGUCCACCAGACAUGCAAUGUGUUUCAAUAGAGGCCAAUAGAGGGCGUUAUGCAUGCCAGUGUCCACAAGGGAAGCUUGGAGAGUGUGCAGGACAUUCGUCUUUGAGUUUCUCAGGUAACAGCUACAUCAAGUACAGACUGUCCGGCCAGCUGCAGACAGAGCUGAAACUCAGCCUGAGGAUCAGAACACUACAGAGCCAAGGAAUUAUCAUGUACACACACACUGAGCCCUGCACUGUGCUUAAGUUGGAGGAGGGGAAGCUGUGGUUCCAGUUGGCUUGUGGCCUUGGUGGAAGUGGAGACAGUCCUGACAUGCUGGGCAUCUCGGGUCGCCGUAUAAAUGAUGGGAACUGGCACGCAGUGGCACUGGAGCUGAAUCGCAACUUCAGCAGCUUGGCGCUUGAUGACAGCUAUGUCGAACAACGGCGUGGACCAUCAUUUGUACAUACACUACCUACAACCAUCUACUUUGGAGCACUGGUGCAGCCCCCAAACUCUCGUAGCCUCGUGGAAUCCCAGAAGGACCCGUGGGUGCUUGAUGGUUUCCAAGGUUGCUUGGACUCUGUCAGGCUGAAUAACAAUGAGCUGCCAUUACAGAACAAACGUUCACACUAUGCAGAGGUGGUGGGACUGACAGAGCUCAAACUGGGCUGCAUUCUCUACCCUGAUGCAUGUCUGCAGCAACCAUGCCACAAUGGAGCUACUUGUACCAGUCUGCCCUCUGGUGGGUUCUCAUGCAGUUGUAACCCACAGUACACUGGAGGGCACUGUGAGAUGGAGAUAACGGCAUGUGUUCCCAACCCUUGUCAGAACGGUGGUGUGUGUAAGCCCAUUGGCAAUGCAUUUCUCUGCAGCUGCAGGAGAGGCUUCAGGGGUCUGGUUUGUGAGGAAGAUGUGAACGAAUGUGACCGCAGCAAUCCAGAGGGAGAGUGUGAGAAUGGCGGCACCUGCAUCAACACUCACGGCUCCUUCUACUGUAACUGCACGGCGGGCUUUGUGGGUCAGCGCUGUGGCCUGAGGCCUGUCGUUGUCCCCGACAUGCAGGCUGGUCAUGCUGUGGUUGGUAGGGAGGAGCUGAUUGGCAUUGCUGUGGUACUUUUUGUCAUCAUCACCCUCAUCAUCCUCUUCAUUGCUUUCCGCAAGAAGGUUUUCCAGAAGAACUACUCGCGGAACAACCUGUCUCUGGUGCAGGACCCAGCCACUGCAGCACUCCUUAACAAGGCCAAUGGUGUUCAGUUUAAGACCUUACACUGCACACCAGGAGACUCUCUCAACCUGUAUUCAGAGCCGGGUAUGGGGUCUGCCAUGUUGGGAGGGGCAGGGAUGAUGGGACCUCCACAGGUCCCUGUGAGACCCAUGGCAUACACCCCCUGUUUCCAAGGAGACCCACGUUCCACACUAGAGAAGAUGGCAGAUGGGCGCAGUGUGGAACAUACAGAGAUGAGCACCUUUCACCCUGAGUCACCAAGGAUCCUGUCAGGAACCACCAGGAGAGGGGUGGUGGUAUGCAGCGUGGCCCCCAACCUCCCACCAGUGUCACCUUGCCGCUCAGACUGUGACUCUAUAUGCAAGAGCCCAUGGGACAGUGAUGAGUGUAAGGUGGUUGACAUGGCAGAAGAAGUAACAUGCUUCUCAGGAAGCAACAAAGGCAGUAACUCAGAGGUCCAAUCACUGAGCUCCUUUCAGUCUGACUCUUGUGAUGACAAUGCCUCCAUAGUGACCGUCAUUCGACUGGUAAAUGAUGCAGUCGACACAAUCGAAAGUGAAGUGUCAGAUAUGGACCAAGGUCAAACCUACAAUAGAGCAUAUCACUGGGACACAUCAGACUGGAUGCCAAGCACCAGGCUGUCAGACAUUGAAGAGGUGCCAGGCUAUGAGGCAGGUCAUGGGACUGAAGUAGCAGGCUCAACCCCUUGUCUUAGUGGAAGUACUCGUGAACUGGAGUCAGAUUACUAUCUAGGAGGAUAUGACAUCGACAGUGACUAUCUCCCUCCUCACGAAGAAGAGUUUUUGAGCCAAGACCAACUGCCACCUCCACUGCCCACAGGUGAGGACUAUUCUGAGCCCUACACACCACUUCCCACCAAUACAUCAGUCUCCAAGGAGAGCAUGCUGAGCUCUGGCAGUACUGGACAUCAGCAUGCCAGGCCAUACUUUCACCCUAGCCAGUAUCUACCUCCCCACCAAUUACCCAUUGGGGAGGCACCUCAUGAAGUCUUCAGCACUUCAAUGAGUGGCCUAACACCGGGAAACGGGGACACCGAUGACUCUGUGUCACUAAAUAUCCGACUGUCUGUUGGUGCAUCAUCAGCCUCGGACAUGUCAGCCCCCUGCGGGCUGGAUGACUCUGAACAUGGCAGUGACUUUGACAGUAUGGAUGAGCUUCAUCGAGGGGUGACCAUUAUCACUGACUCACAACAACAGACUGAGGUGUGAUUGGUUGAACAGUGCAAGGGUGCUAUUAACAGCCAGAGGGAACAUAUUAGUUGUGAAGCUAGAAGACGCAAAGGAUUAUGCUAUCACUGGGCAGGAUAUGUGUUUUCAGCAUUCCUUGUCUCACUAGGUACUGCUACAGCUAUAUACUGUACUUUAACAAUGAUGUUUAAACCACAUUUCACCACCGCCCCCUCACUGAACUAUGAGCUUAAUCGAGUUGUCAGUGCUGACUGCACUAUGUAGAACAGUCAGGAGUGACUUUCCUAUUAUAAUAGGAAUUUACUUAAAAAAGUGAAAAGAAUGGGACACAGAAUGUGAAUAUGAAAGACAAAGAAAUAAAUUACAUAAUCACACAGAUGUGGUAGACAGACUAAAAAACAAAAAAAAGAAAGAGAGGGGACAAUGAUAUAAGUGAGACAUUUGUAUGGUUUCUUGGUCAUUGGACCAUUUUUUUUCUAUUAAAACAAAACAAAAAAAAAAAAA
Messenger RNA from Archocentrus centrarchus (flier cichlid), 14502 nucleotides. RefSeq names its product FAT atypical cadherin 3a (gene fat3a). Gene Ontology annotation, biological process: homophilic cell-cell adhesion. Gene Ontology annotation, molecular function: calcium ion binding. Gene Ontology annotation, cellular component: plasma membrane. Lineage: Eukaryota; Metazoa; Chordata; Actinopteri; Cichliformes; Cichlidae. The record is from RefSeq and is a predicted model, not a curated record.